UGCUAUUAGAUUGGGUAAACCAAAAUAUUUAUUUCGUUAUUUUGAGAGAAAGAAAAUAUCCACAGAGCCAAAAAACAUGAAAAUUGGUGCGCCAGAAAUAGCGCCACCCACUGAAAGUUUUAAAAACUAAAUUGACUUACAGAGUAUUUAUAAAAGAGAUAGCGAUGAACCAUUGUGUGCCAGUUCUUUAAAUCACUUUCCUUGUUUUCAGAACCUCAUGGACAAGUCAACGCGGCCUAAACGAAAUCGUCGUCACAGCAGACGAGCCUGGCCGCCGGAGGAGGAGCUGCAUCCAGCAACCCGAGCCACAAAGAGGUUAUUUACUCCCGACAUUAAGAGGAUGCUAAAGGACUGGCUAAUUCGUCGCCGGGAGAAUCCUUAUCCCAGCAGGGAGGAGAAAAAACAGCUUGCUGCGGAGACUGGGCUUACCUACACUCAGAUCUGCAAUUGGUUCGCAAACUGGCGAAGAAAGCUUAAAAACUCGGAGCGAGAGAAAGCCAAGAAAUCCUGGGGUCAUCUGAUCAAAAAUUACAACCACAAUGCACGGGGUAAUGUGGAACAAUUUAGCAUCUCGUCGGAGGAUAGUAUUUGGGAGGAGGAGGUGCACUCAUGUCCUGCGGAGGAUGACGAAGGCGACGAUAAUGACGAGUUUUCAAGCCACAGCACUGGUAGCGAUGGCAAUGCCAAUAACGAAUCUUCCUCCCCAUACAACCCGAUAUUGUUUGUGGGAUCUGCAGGUUUGUCAGGGCGGAUACCAAUUUUAUCAGAAGCACAAACAAGGGGCAGGGCCAAGUACAAGCACCAGAUGAUGGAAAAGUAUCUGCGGGAUAGUUCCACGGCGAAUACGACCAGUCAACAAGGCACGCAACUCAACAAGUGGCUGGAAAGUGCUGCAAAAUUCACACCGGACAGGAACAAUUAUCACAUCGAGUGGAAUACGAGCAGGCAGAAAGCAGGCAGUAACAGCAGUUGCGGACAAGCGAUCUUUACCAACGAUGUGUCUGGGGCUGGUCGUGGUGAUCGCUGGAUGGUUCAUCAUAAGGACGAAUUGGAAGCGGCAGAGGCCUUGGCCAAUCUCGCCUUCAACUGCAGGCAACGCUGGCACCAUAUCUAAAGACUGAAGACUCCGGAACUGACGCCAUCAUUCCAGCAGAAGUUUCAGGCCCCGUUGGAAAGUACAAUCUAGUCAAAUGGGCUUCUUUUGGUUUUCAUUUUCAGACUUUACAGUACAAUAAUCACACGUUACCAGGAUUUUCUUCAACUUUUAGCUACACUCAUUUAAAUUAUGUGAUAAAUUAAGACGAUCAUAUUUAUGUGGACAUGAAAACCAGAUUGCGCCGAGAGUUAACAAUUACUACAGCUAGUUUAGAGUGAAAAACAAAUAUAUAAUUUUUGUUUUCUUGUUAU
Messenger RNA from Drosophila erecta, 1407 nucleotides. RefSeq names its product homeobox protein Mohawk. The record is from RefSeq and is a predicted model, not a curated record. Bases 218 to 1114 code for a protein of 298 amino acids. Lineage: Eukaryota; Metazoa; Arthropoda; Insecta; Diptera; Drosophilidae. The transcript has 3 exons. Gene Ontology annotation, biological process: cell development; regulation of transcription by RNA polymerase II; muscle organ development. Gene Ontology annotation, cellular component: nucleus. Gene Ontology annotation, molecular function: RNA polymerase II cis-regulatory region sequence-specific DNA binding; DNA-binding transcription factor activity, RNA polymerase II-specific.